CGACAAAAAUGACCGAUAAAGAGCAGCUGACUCAGAGGGAUACGAAUGUACGGCAGCGUGAAGCGGAGAAUUUACGAAGGAUUGCGUUUUGCGGCGUAGCUGUUUCAACAGUGGCGACAGUACUAUGCGUUAUUUCCGUGCCAAUCAUUUACAAUUAUAUGCAGCAUGUGCAGUCUAUGAUGCAGAAUGAGGUGGAUUUUUGCCGAUCACGAUCUGGCAACAAUUGGCGUGAAGUUAUGCGUACGCAGGAAUGGUGCUUUGACUGCGAAGACGGCCCGCCAGGUCCAACUGGUGCUCCGGGACCAAAAGGUCCACCGGGAAAACCAGGGCCUGAUGGAUUUGCUGCUGAAGGUGGACUGCGAGGACCUCCAGGUGAAUCUGGACAGAUUGGACCGCCAGGAACUCCUGGAAUGCCUGGACCAAAAGGGCCACCGGGACCACCAGGACAAGACCAAAAGGGCCACCGGGACCACCAGGAC
Molecule: messenger RNA, 479 nt
Organism: Gongylonema pulchrum
Lineage: Eukaryota; Metazoa; Nematoda; Chromadorea; Rhabditida; Gongylonematidae
Source: the annotation of a GenBank genome assembly